This is a messenger RNA of Cooperia oncophora, 390 nucleotides long. The record is from the annotation of a GenBank genome assembly. Lineage: Eukaryota; Metazoa; Nematoda; Chromadorea; Rhabditida; Trichostrongylidae.
AUGAAAUCGACGGUGACCGGUGAACUGCAUGCGUGCCUCAAAGAUGAGGUGCAAUCAUCAAGAACAACAUGUCGUAAAGCAGAGAUGUUUCUGGAAAGUGUUGCACCGCAGCAGUUGAAUAUCAAUUUGGAUGGUGUCGUGCCCAGUAUAGACAAAGCUCUUGGUGAGAUCAAGGAUGCCAAUAUCCCUCAGCUGCUCAACACAACAACCCAGAAGUUCGCAGAUAUGCAGGGAAAAAUCCAAACGGAAAUUGACAAAAAACUCCACUCAUCUCAAGAUAUGCUGAAGAAAAUUGCCGACGAACUUUUUGUUGUUGCAGAAACCAUCUCAACACAAAUUCGACAGAUUAAUUUCGAUAGUCUGUACGAUAUUUGUUACUCGAACAUCUGA